Messenger RNA from Orycteropus afer afer, 3159 nucleotides. RefSeq names its product HECT and RLD domain containing E3 ubiquitin protein ligase 3 (gene HERC3). Gene Ontology annotation, molecular function: ubiquitin-protein transferase activity. Lineage: Eukaryota; Metazoa; Chordata; Mammalia; Tubulidentata; Orycteropodidae. The record is from RefSeq and is a predicted model, not a curated record.
AGAACAAUGUUAUGUUGGGGAUAUUGGUCUCUGGGCCAACCUGGUAUCAGUACCAACCUGCAAGGGAUUGUAGCAGAGCCACAGGUGUGUGGAUUCAUAUCUGAUAGAAGUGUCAAGGAAGUCGCCUGUGGAGGAAACCACUCCGUUUUCCUGCUGGAGGGUGGGGAAGUUUAUACAUGUGGUUUGAACACCAAGGGACAGCUGGGCCAUGCAAGGGAAGGAAACAAGCCAGAGCAAAUUGGAGCUUUGGCAGAUCAGCACAUUGUCCAUGUGGCAUGUGGCGAGUCCCACAAUCUGGCUCUUAGUGACCGGGGCCAGCUUUUUUCUUGGGGUGCAGGGAGUGAUGGACAACUAGGACUCAUGACUACUGAGGAUUCCGUGGCAGUACCCAGGUUAAUACAAAAGCUGAACCAACAGACAAUAUUACAAGUUUCCUGUGGCAACUGGCAUUGCUUGGCUCUUGCAGCUGAUGGGCAGUUCUUCACAUGGGGAAAGAACAGCCAUGGUCAGCUGGGUCUCGGGAAGGAGUUCCCCUCCCAAGCCAGCCCACAGAGGGUGAGGUCCCUUGAGGGGAUCCCGCUGGCUCAGGUGGCUGCAGGAGGGGCUCACAGCUUUGCCCUGUCUCUCUCAGGAGCUGUUUUUGGCUGGGGGAUGAAUAAUGCAGGGCAACUAGGACUCAGUGAUGAAAAAGAUCGAGAGUCUCCUUGUCAUGUGAAGCUCUUACGAACACAAAAAGUCGUCUAUAUUAGUUGUGGAGAAGAACACACAGCAGUCCUCACAAAAAAUGGAGGUGUGUUUACCUUUGGUGCUGGUUCCUGUGGGCAACUUGGACAUGACUCCAUGAAUGAUGAGGUUAAUCCCAGAAGAGUUCUAGAGCUGAUGGGCAGUGAAGUAACUCAGAUUGCUUGUGGCAGACAACACACUUUAGCCUUUGUGCCUUCUUCUGGACUCAUCUAUGCAUUUGGUUGUGGAGCAAGAGGCCAGUUGGGAACUGGACACAUGUGUAACGUUAAAUGCCCAUCUCCUGUGAAGGGUUACUGGGCCGCCCAUAGUGGCCAGCUUUCAGCCAGAGCUGAUCGCUUUAAAUAUCAUAUUGUUAAGCAGAUCUUCUCUGGAGGAGACCAAACUUUUGUACUUUGCUCCAAAUAUGAGAAUUACUCUCCUGCUAUUGACUUCAGGACUAUGAACCAUGCACAUUAUACCAGUUUAAUAAAUGAUGAAACUAUAGCAGUUUGGAGACAGAAACUCUCAGAACAUAACAACGCAAAUACGAUCAAUGGUGUUGUUCAGAUACUAUCUUCUGCAGCCUGUUGGAAUGGAAGUUUUCUUGAAAAAAAAAUUGAUGAACACUUUAAAACAAGCCCCAAGAUCCCCGGGAUUGACCUGAACUCAACUAGAGUGUUAUUUGAAAAGUUAAUGAACUCUCAGCACUCUUUGAUUCUAGAACAGAUCUUAAACAGCUUUGAAAGUUGCCUGAUUCCCCAGUUGUCAAGUUCACCACCAGAUGUUGAAGCAAUGAGAAUCUAUUUAAUACUACCUGAGUUUCCCCUGCUCCAGGAUUCCAAGUAUUACAUAACGUUGACUAUUCCUUUGGCUAUGGCUAUUCUACGGCUGGAUACAAAUCCCAGCAAAGUAUUAGAUAACUGGUGGUCUCAAGUAUGCCCAAAGUAUUUCAUGAAGCUGGUAAACCUCUAUAAAGGUGCAGUCGUUUAUCUACUGAGAGGAAGAAAGACAUUCUUAAUUCCUGUGCUGUUUAACAAUUAUAUUACAGCAGCUCUUAAGCUCUUGGAGAAAUUAUAUAAGGUAAAUCUUAAAGUGAACCAUGUGGAAUAUGAUACAUUUUACAUUCCUGAGAUUUCCAGUCUUGUGGACAUUCAGGAAGACUACCUCAUGUGGUUCUUGCAUCAAGCAGGGAUGAAGGCUAGACCAUCUAUAAUACAGGAUACUGUAACACUUUGUUCCUACCCUUUUGUCUUUGAUGCCCAAGCCAAGACCAAAAUGUUGCAGACUGAUGCUGAACUACAGAUGCAGGUAGCAGUUAAUGGAGCCAACCUGCAGAAUGUCUUCAUGCUUCUCACCCUGGAGCCUUUGCUGGCCAGAAGCCCCUUCCUGGUCCUUCACGUUCGCAGAAACAACCUCGUUGGAGAUGCCCUAAGAGAGCUCAGCAUUCAUUCUGAUAUUGAUUUGAAAAAGCCUCUCAAAGUAAUCUUUGAUGGGGAAGAGGCAGUGGAUGCUGGUGGUGUUACAAAAGAGUUCUUUCUUUUACUAUUAAAAGAGCUUUUGAAUCCCAUCUAUGGAAUGUUUACCUAUUAUCAGGAUUCUAAUCUCUUGUGGUUUUCAGAUACGUGUUUUGUAGAGCACAACUGGUUUCACCUGAUUGGCAUAAUCUGUGGACUAGCUAUCUACAACUCCACUGUGGUUGAUCUCCACUUCCCAUUGGCUCUCUACAAGAAAUUACUGAAUGUAAAGCCUUGUUUGGAAGACUUAAAGGAGCUGUCACCCACUGAAGGAAGAAGUCUUCAAGAGCUUUUAGAUUACCCCGGGGAAGAUGUUGAGGAGACUUUCUGCCUCAACUUCACGAUCUGUCGAGAAAGCUAUGGUGUGAUUGAACAGAAGAAGCUGAUACCUGGGGGAGAAAAAGUGACGGUGUGUAAGGAUAACAGGCAGGAAUUUGUGGAUGCUUAUGUGAAUUAUGUCUUCCAAAUCUCAGUUCACGAAUGGUACACAGCCUUCUCCAGUGGCUUCCUGAAGGUGUGUGGUGGCAAAGUACUUGAGCUCUUCCAACCUUCAGAACUGAGGGCCAUGAUGGUGGGGAACAGCAAUUACAACUGGGAGGAACUGGAAGAGACUGCCAUCUACAAAGGUGAUUACUCAGCCACACAUCCCACUGUGAGAAUGUUUUGGGAAACAUUUCAUGAGUUUCCACUGGAAAAGAAGAAGAAGUUUCUCUUGUUCCUGACAGGCAGCGAUAGGAUCCCCAUCUAUGGCAUGGCGAGCCUGCAGAUUGUCAUCCAGUCCACAGCCAGUGGGGAGGAGUACUUGCCAGUGGCCCACACUUGCUACAACCUUCUUGACCUUCCCAAGUACAGCAGCAAAGAGAUUCUGAGCACCCGCCUGACCCAGGCCCUUGACAACUAUGAAGGGUUUAGUUUGGCUUGA